Molecule: messenger RNA, 1832 nt
Organism: Physcomitrium patens
Lineage: Eukaryota; Viridiplantae; Streptophyta; Bryopsida; Funariales; Funariaceae
Source: RefSeq, a predicted model, not a curated record
AAAACCCUAGCCGUCAUUGCGUUGUAUGGUGGUAAGUUAUACAGAGAUGCACGAAAACCGAACGAAUUCCUCCCUGACCUCCAACUAGAUUAGUCAAGCUUCACAGUUCACAUCUGCGUCCGAACACACGCCGCGAAAGGCCUUAUGUAUCAAAGUUAAAAAAGUUCUCCUAGAAAACCAUGCAGGUAAUUCUCCACCGUUUAGACAUGUCCAUCCUUGAACUGAAAGACUCAAUCAGAGACCAACGAGACAUUUCGGUCGGCAAAAUCGGCUUGACCCGCGCCGGGAAGCAGCUGAAAGACCCUCACAAUGCAACAGUGUAAGUUGGGAACUGUAUGCAUCGUAAACUUUGUGAGAAGGUUGCUAGGUAUACGCAAAUUUGGCAUCGUUGUGAAUCUGAAUUGGAGACGCUAGGAGGACUAUUGAAGCACCAGAGGAGAAUGUCGGGCCCAAGUCUGCCCUACAAACCGUUAGAAUUGCGGGAAGGAAAAAUUCUGGUGAGUGAUUUGCAAUGGCACAGCGAGAGCUUGAAGUGACGGUAAUCUCGGCACAGGGUUUGAAGAAUGUUAGACUUUACGGACGUUUGAUGAACCCUUAUGCUGUAGCUUGGGUUUAUCCGUCCCAUAAGGUGCAGACAGUGGUUGAUGAAGGCGGCGGCAUCAAUCCAUCCUGGAACAGCGUUUUGAGAUUUUCUUGUGAGGACACAGUGAUUUGGAGUAGUGGCGGGGAGAUUACGAUAGUAAUUCGCAACCGCGGAUCGAUCUCCAACAAGCUUAUAGGGACAGUGACAGUUCCACUGUCGGAUCUAAGCUUACAGUGCAGAGCGGCGGACUCGAAUGCUUCUCCAGAGUCGACACUCAUGUCGUAUCAGGUUAAAACGAGGUUGGGAAAGCCUCGCGGUGUCUUGAAUCUCGCUGUGAAGGUGGGAACAGUUCUGAAGACAACAGAGCGCACAGCUUCGGUUGCACCACAUAUGCCUUACCCUCCAAAGGCAACAUAUCCAGUGUAUCCCGCCAACUCCACGGGACAUAACGAAGCUGCUGCUGCUGCUGCAAAGCUGAGUGCAUAUUUCAAAGACAACCAGCACCUCUACCCUCCGCAACAACCAUAUCCUCCUCAACAGGCUUCCCCUCUGCAUCAAAUGUAUCCUCCACAGCAACCCUAUCUCUCCCAGCAAAAAUCCUCUCCGCAGAACAAUUAUCCUCCACGACAGACAUAUCCUCCGCAGCAAGUAUUCUAAUAUGCACAACAGCAGGCAUCGGAAACGGAGCCACCAAAAUCAAACAGACAAGCAAGAGAGCAAGAAUGAGACCAGGAGCCAGAUCGGUGGAAGGAAACCUCCAUGAUAGGUUUGCUACCACCGGACUGUCACCUUUCUACUGACAAUUCUUUUGCAAAAUGUAUGUACGAUUGUGUAAAGCAUUUCGCAAUCUCUUGAUUCUUAUCAAAUUGCGUGAUAAGAAUGACCUGGGCAUUUCCAGACGCAUGUAAUAGGAAUUUUGUUCAUGUACAGUACAUGAUCCACAUGUAACCUUAAACACUAAACUCACACUAGCAGUUGUAGAAUUGCACUUCUGAUGACACUGUAUAGGAAUCUUUUGAGGUUUGAUAGGCUACGAGCCCCAUGGAAGUGAGGUUGGUUUGUGGGCUCUGAUCAUCACAUUUGUUAGGAGUUUUAGGGUUUUUGAACAUUUUUAACACUUGCAACACCUCCAGUUGUGAUCGAUCGUAGGUCUGGUGGGCAAUUGGGUAUUCCAAGAUUGAAUUGGUAGGAUUAGCAUCUUGAAAUCAAAGGUGUUUGAAAGAAUAAAGAUUUUUAUGGUUUGAUUUUA